Messenger RNA from Apiotrichum porosum, 1587 nucleotides. RefSeq lists its product as uncharacterized. NCBI's taxonomy places the organism in Eukaryota, Fungi, Basidiomycota, Tremellomycetes, Trichosporonales, Trichosporonaceae. The transcript has 3 exons. The coding region runs from base 1 to 1587 and encodes 528 amino acids. The record is from RefSeq and is a predicted model, not a curated record.
AUGAGCGCAUACGCUAUCAGGCAACGCCGCGGCGGCGGUGCGCUGGCCGGUGCUGCCUAUCAACUGCUCCCACGCCAGAGCGGUGGUUCCAGCGCCGGCGAGGCAACCCCGUCAGCAACGGGAGGCGGGGCUACGUCGGAGCCCUCUUCUGCCGAUCCUCCUACCUCUGCCGAUCCCACAUCCGCCGCGCCUUCGACCGAUACUCAACCUUCCACCACAUCAGCGCCAGUAGUCGACACAUCCAGCGCCGUUGACCCGACGUCCAACACCCCGUCCUCCAACCCGACGACAUCGGACACCCCUGCUGUCACCACCUCGGACGCACCAUCCCAGACCACGUCACAGCCCACAUCGGCUCCUCCUGUGACGGUGAUUACGACCACCUCGAACGAGCCUGUUACCAGUAACACACCAGUGACCAGUGACACGCCCGCACAGUCGACAAUAACAUCGACUUCUACCUUUACUCCACCAGUGACCAGUGCUGAAGUGACCUCGGCUACCCCUACGUCCACCAGCACGGUCAUCGUGACCCCAACCCAGACCGCCGCAGUCACCUCCCCGACGACCGCAGCGGCCACAUCCCUUACGACCGCUGUCGCUGUCCAGUCCACAGCCAACACGGCCGUUAGCGUCACCACAACGGACGCCAGCGGGAAGACAAUCACCACGGUGCCGGCGUCGUUUACCUCCGAUGUCCUCACCACCUCGAACGGAGUUGUCUACACUGUGACCCAGGUGGUGGUCCACAACCCUUCGGGAUCGCUGGACCAGGGCUCGUCGGGCGGAUCCUCGAGCAGCUUCUUCAACAACCACGGCGCGGUGGCGGGUGUGUUUGUCGUGGUCGGUCUCGCCGUUGUUGCCAUCAUUGCGGCUCUCGGGCUGCUCUUCUUCCGCCGUCGCAGGCGCCAGCGUCUCGACAGGGAAGUCACUGCGGCCGCCGCCGCAGCUUCGGCUGCGGCCUCGCGCUCGCCCCUCGACGAGGAGGGCGACAUGCAGUCGAGCCACCCCACGUCGGAAUCGUACCCGUCGACAAUGUCCCAGCCCAUGGCGCAGUACAACCAGUAUGCCGCGACGUACGGCAACGCUGGUGGCUACGACCCCUUCGGCCUCCAGGCCGGAACCGGUAUCGCAGCCGGUGGCGCGGCCGGUGCGGCAAUUGCGCACGGCUACUCGGACCAGCCGCACUACAACGACUAUGGUGGCCCAACUACCGACUACAGCGGCGACCCGUUCGCCAACGGCGCCAACCAGAGCUACUCGGACCACACCCACUACUCGGACGCACACGGCGGCUACGACAGCAUGCAGCCCGGCACCGGCCAAGGGUACUACUACUCCCCCGACGGCUUCGACGAGCAAGCGGGAUACGCCGGUCACCAGGGAGCACCGUCCGGCGACUAUGGCCACCAGGGCGCACCGUCGGGUGACUAUGGCCACCAGGCCGACCCGAUGUACAGCGACGCCGCUGGCGUGCACCACGGCUACGAGGACCCGUACGGCGGAUAUUCCGGCGGUGAGGGCUCGAUUGACACCCCGCUCGAGCGCUCCGACCCGCUCCACAUUGCCAACCCAUCGAGGCAUUGA